CUGUCCGGCCGGCUGUGGGCGCACCCGCUCCCGGCCCGGCCCGACCCGGCGCGGAGGCCGCCUGACCCCCGCGGGGCCCGACCGGGCGCUGCGAGCGGCGGCUCCAGGGCCGCCCGGCGCGAGCACCAGAGCCGCGCGCCCCGUCCCCCGUGGGUGCGGGACCGGCCGCGCCCCGGGCGCUCGGCACCCCGAGGAGCCCCGCCGAGCCCGCCGGGCCCGCGGCGGAGAUGCCGGAGGAGCUGACGGAGCCGGGGCGCGCCACGCCGGCCCGCGCCUCCUCCUUCCUCAUCGAGAACCUGCUGGCGGCCGAGGCCAAGGGCGCGGGGCGCGCGGCCCGGGGCGGCGGCGGCCGCGAGGACGGGGAGGACGAGGACGAGGACCCGGAGGACGAGGACGCGGAGCGGGCGCGGCGGCGGCGGCUCCAGCAGCGGCGGCAGCUGCGCACGGGCCCCGGGCAGGGCGGCGAGGCGCGGGCGCGGGCUCCGCUGGGGCCGGGCGCGCUGGGCCUCGGCCCCCGGCCGCCCCCCGGGCCCGGGCCGCCCUGCGCCCUGGGCUGCGGCGGCGGGACGCGCUGGUGCCCGCGGGCGCACGGCGGCUACGGAGGCGGCCCGAGUCCGGACACCAGCGACCGGGACUCGCCCGAGGCCGGCGAGGAGCCGGGCCGCGCGGAGGGCGCCUGGCCGCGGGGCCCCGGGCCGGGCGCGGUGUCGGGGCCGGCGGAACGGGCCCCGGCGGCCGGCGCGGAGGAGGCGGCGGAGGCCCGGGCGGCGGCGGAGGCCCCGGCGGCGGCCGGCGGCCGGAAGAAGAAGACGCGCACGGUCUUCUCGCGCAGCCAGGUCUUCCAGCUCGAGUCCACCUUCGACCUGAAGCGCUACCUGAGCAGCGCCGAGCGCGCCGGCCUGGCCGCGUCCCUGCAGCUCACCGAGACGCAGGUGAAGAUCUGGUUCCAGAACCGGCGCAACAAGUGGAAGCGGCAGCUGGCGGCCGAGCUGGAGGCGGCCAGCCUGUCCCCGCCCGGCGCGCAGCGGCUGGUGCGGGUGCCCGUGCUCUACCACGAGAGCCCGCCCGCCGCCGCCGCCGGGCCGCCCGCCGCGCUGCCCUUCCCGCUGGCGCCCGCCGCGCCCGCGCCGCCGCCGCUGCUCGGCUUCUCCGGGGCGCUGGCCUACCCGCUGGCCGCCUUCCCCGCCGCCGCCUCCGUGCCCUUCCUGCGGGCGCAGAUGCCCGGCCUGGUGUGAGCCCCUCCGCCGGGCCACUCCCCGCGCCGCCAGGAGCGCCGGGACGCCCCGCGGGGACCACGCCGGGGAGCCCGGGGCGCCCACAGCCCCUGGGGCUCCGGAGGGCAGGCCGGGGCGGGCUGUGCCCCACGCACCCCCAGAAGAUAACGGACGCGGCGGGCGCGGCGGAGCUGCGAGGCCGGAAGCCGUCGCCCGGGAAGGGGCUCAGCCUGGAGGUCCCUGCAGAAGCCGCGGGGAGCCCCCAGCACCGGCGC
Molecule: messenger RNA, 1489 nt
Organism: Pipistrellus kuhlii (Kuhl's pipistrelle)
Lineage: Eukaryota; Metazoa; Chordata; Mammalia; Chiroptera; Vespertilionidae
Gene: HMX1
Product: H6 family homeobox 1
Exons: 2
Coding region: 228-1235 (335 amino acids)
Biological process (GO): negative regulation of DNA-templated transcription; regulation of transcription by RNA polymerase II
Cellular component (GO): nucleus
Molecular function (GO): RNA polymerase II transcription regulatory region sequence-specific DNA binding; DNA-binding transcription factor activity, RNA polymerase II-specific
Source: RefSeq, a predicted model, not a curated record